Molecule: messenger RNA, 3112 nt
Organism: Heterobasidion irregulare TC 32-1
Lineage: Eukaryota; Fungi; Basidiomycota; Agaricomycetes; Russulales; Bondarzewiaceae
Exons: 6
Coding region: 466-2934 (822 amino acids)
Molecular function (GO): protein binding; RNA binding
Source: RefSeq, a predicted model, not a curated record
GGUGCCAGCGGCGAUCGUGGUAGGGGCCGCGGUGGCCCCGGAGGUGAUAGAGGUCGUGGCACCCCCGGAUCGCGCGGGGGCUCUCCCGGUGGCGAGCCCUACAGAGGCAGGGGCGGGCCGACCGGAGGCGAUGGCUACAGAGGACGGAGCGGCACGCCUGGGGACUACAGAGGACGGGGUGUCUCACGAGGGCGCGGUGGAUCCCCGCGGGAGCAAGGAGGCAUAUUCGCCGAGGGCCGGCCCGCCAACAUCGACGCCCGCCUCGACGCGUCCCAAGAGGCGCUCAUCGCGCAGUUCAACUCGCUCUCCGUGCACCCGCACGACAUCCCGCUGCGCCCAGACUUCGGCAAGGCCGGGCUCGCGAUCAAGCUCCGCACGAACUUCUUCCCCGUGCGCGUCCCCAAGGGCCCGCUGUACGAGUACGACAUCGCGAUAACGCCCGUGCAGGGGACGAGCAAUCGCAGGAUGAAGCGCCGCAUCCUGCAGCUCGCCGAGGCCACGCCGCAGUGGGCACAGCUGGGCCUGCGGGGCCGCGUCGCCCACGACCACGCCGCAAAGCUGAUCUCCGCGGCGCAGCUCCCGCAGCCGCUCACCAUCGACGUUCCCUUCUACGAAGAAGAGGAAUCGGGCCCGCCCGCGCAAGGCGGCAAGGUUUACACGCUCAAGCUCAAGCUCGUACAGACGCUCGAGACCGAGAGUCUGUCCAGCCACCUCCAAGGGGAAGCGAAUUACCGCAACCACGACAUCUUACCGGUCGUCGCUGCGCUCAAUUUGAUCUUGGCGGCUCACCCGAACCGCACACAGGAAGGCGGCGGCGUGAUGGUCGGACGCAACCGCUACUUCUUUCCCUCGGCGUCGCCCCCGGUGCCGCUCGGCGGCGGCCUGGAAGCGUGGCGGGGGUUCUACUCUUCGAUUCGCCCCGCGUUCAGGUCUCUGAUGGUGAACGUGAACGUCUGCACCACUGCCUUUUACACGGAGGGCAACUUGGCGGACGCGAUGAUGGCAUUCGAGAACGCUAGCUUUGGCGCGCGCAUGCAGGUGUUCGCCAAGGGCGUCCGGGUGCGCACGACGCACCUGGGGUAUCGCAAGACCAUCAAAACGAUGGCGAAAGUCAACGCCAAGCAGCACAAGUUCAAGGCCGACGAUCUCGGCAUGGUGUCGGUCGAGGAAUACUUUAAAAAAAAAUACAAGGUAAACCUGCGGUACCCGAACCUCCCGCUCGUCGACGUCGGCGGCCAGAAACAGAACCUGCUCCCGCCCGAGGUGUGCAUCAUCCUGCCCGGGCAGCCGUUCCGCGGGAAGCUGCUCGACGAACAGACCGCGUCGAUGAUCCUCGUCGCGGCCAAGCCGCCCAACGUGAACGCGGAGGCGAUCACGAACAAGGGGCUGACGGAGCUCGGGUUCCGGCAGGGCGCGUCGUCGGUGUUGAACACGUUCGGCGUGUCCAUCGGGAACGAGAUGGCCGUCGUGCCCGGGCGCAUCCUCUCGCCGCCGGGGAUCAAGUACGGGCGCGGCGAGCCGCGCGUGGACGAGCGCGCGAGCUGGAACCUGCGCGACGUCAAGUUCGCGCGCGGCGGGACGCUCGACCGGUGGGCGGUGCUGCUCAUCAAGGACGGCGGGCGCGACGAGUUCGCGGGGCCGGACGACCCGGAGCUGAUCACGACCAUGCGCGGGUUCGCGGCGAUGUGCCGCACGUGCGGGAUGCAGGUGUCGCAGAACCCGCCUGCGGUGAUCCCUGUGCAGCUCCCGAGGAAGGACCCCAAGGCCGACCCCGUGCGUGGGCAGGCGAUCGCGGCGAUCCGGUCGGCGCUCAUGUCGGCCCAGGCGAAGCCGAGCCUCGUCAUCGUGCUGCUCUCGAGCGCGGACAAGCACGUGUACUCGGGGCUGAAGCACCUGUGCGACGUGUACCUCGACGUGCCGACCGUGUGCGUGCAGACGCAGAAGAUACGGAAGGAGAGGGGCCAGGUGCAGUAUUUUGCGAACGUCGCGCUCAAGGUGAACAUGAAGCUCGGCGGCGUGAACCAUAACCUCGACGACCGCAGCAUGGCGAAGCUGCGCCAGCCGACGACGAUGCUGGUCGGGAUGGACGUGACGCAUCCCGGCCCGUCGACGGUAAAGGGCACGCCUUCCAUCGCGGCCGUCGUGGCGAGCGUGGACGCCAACUUUGCUCAGUACCCCGCCAGCAUGAGGAUCCAGGAGUCGAAGAAAGAGGCAAGCGCACAGCCCUCCAGCAUGAUCACGGAACUGCAGGCCAUGAUGGAAGAGCGUCUCCAGCUGUGGCGAGACAAGAACAACAAGACGCUUCCGCAGCGCAUCCUGGUCUACCGCGACGGUGUCUCGGAGGGCCAAUUCUCAAUCGUGCUCAAGGAGGAGAUCCCGCAGAUGAGGGCGGCGUUCCGCAAGUUCGACACGACGCAGCCGUACCGGCCCAAGCUGACGGUCGUGAUCUGCGGCAAGCGGCACCACACGCGCUUCUACCCCACCGAGGUCGCGCACGCGGACCAGAACGGGAACCCGCGCCCGGGCACGGUCGUGGACCGGGGCGUGACGGCGAUCUACGAGUUCGACUUUUUCCUGCAGGCGCACGGCGGGCUGCAGGGCACGACGCGGCCGACGCAUUACUACGUCGUGUGCAACGAGAUGGGGCUGCGCGCGGACGACCUGCAGGGGCUCACGAACGCGGUGAGCUACACGUUCGCGCGGGCGACCAAGGCGGUGAGCCUGGUGUCGCCCGCGUACUACGCGGAUCUGGCGUGCGAGCGCGGGCGGUGCUACCUGCACAAGCUGCUGCAGGGCAUCUCGGACUCGGGGACGACGUCGGUGUCGGGGAGCGGUGCGGCGGCGGCGCAGGACGAGGAGGUGUGGCGCGAGGCGGUCGCGCUGUGGCACGGCGGGGUCAAGGGCGCGUUGAAGGAUACCAUGUUUUACCUCUGAGGAAUCUGCCCGUGCGGGCCCCGUCGUCGUGCGUUUUUUCUUCUUUCUAUGCUGCAAUGUCUCGUACUGUCGUGUUUGAAGUCUGGUCUGCUCGGCGUCUCUUGUAUUUGUUUUGUUUGCGAUGGUGUGGAUGGAUCAUGUAUAACGAUGUAUGGCAAUGUUAUUGAUUGAACUCGAG